This is a messenger RNA of Prosopis cineraria, 1199 nucleotides long. Its product is annotated as derlin-2.2-like. The record is from RefSeq and is a predicted model, not a curated record. The transcript is spliced from 6 exons. The coding region runs from base 120 to 854 and encodes 244 amino acids. Gene Ontology annotation, biological process: endoplasmic reticulum unfolded protein response. NCBI's taxonomy places the organism in Eukaryota, Viridiplantae, Streptophyta, Magnoliopsida, Fabales, Fabaceae. Gene Ontology annotation, cellular component: Hrd1p ubiquitin ligase ERAD-L complex; endoplasmic reticulum membrane. Gene Ontology annotation, molecular function: misfolded protein binding; ubiquitin-specific protease binding.
UCAUUCCUCGUGCAAAGUCAUCUUCCUCUCUGCUCCUCGUCCUGCUAGAGUUUCUCGGCUGUUCUCAGUCUCGUCGUCUUGUUUCCUAGUUUCCUCAUUCAUCUUCUUCUGAUUCAGCAAUGGCUCAAGCUGUUGAAGAAUGGUAUAAGCAGAUGCCCAUCAUUACGCGCUCCUAUGUCACAGCUGCAAUUGUUACCACCAUCGGCUGUUCCCUUGAUAUAAUUUCUCCGUAUCAUUUGUACUUGAACCCUAAACUGGUGGUCAAGCAUUAUCAAUUCUGGCGUCUCAUCACCAAUUUCUUCUACUUCCGUAGAAUGGACUUGGAUUUUUUGUUUCAUAUGUUCUUUCUUGCUCGGUACUGCAAACUUCUAGAGGAGAAUUCCUUCAGGGGGAGGACAGCUGAUUUCUUUUACAUGCUCUUAUUUGGGGCUACUUUAUUGACUGGGAUUGUUUUUGUUGGAGGGAUGAUACCAUACAUCUCAGAGUCAUUUGCAAAAAUUAUGUUCCUUAGCAAUUCAUUAACAUUCAUGAUGGUUUAUGUAUGGAGCAAACAAAAUCCCUUCAUCCACAUGAGCUUUCUUGGCCUUUUUACAUUCACAGCAGCUUACCUUCCUUGGGUUCUCUUGGGAUUCUCUGUCCUUGUGGGUGCAAGUGCUUGGGUGGAUCUUCUGGGAAUGAUUGCUGGUCAUGCAUACUAUUUUCUUGAAGAUGUCUAUCCUCGGAUGACCGGCCGGCGGCCCCUAAAAACUCCGUCAUUCAUCAAAGCACUAUUUGCAGAUGAGCCUGUUGUCAUGGCCCGGCCAGGAAAUAUUAGAUUUGCUCCGCCACAAGCGGAAGCCCCUCACCGUGAUUGAUAUGGAUAUUUGCAGAUGAAGCCACACACUUGAGGGGUUUGAGAAACCCCAUUUUCUGGGGAUCUAACCUUCCUGUGCCUGUGCAUUGUGUAUAAAAUAUCACAUAGAUGUCUAUUAGAACAGUUACUAGCCUAAAUGUGAUGAGUUUUCUUCUCCAACCUUUUUAGAAUUUAGAAAGAAGUGGUACAAGUCUUGUGGUUUUUUGGGGUGUUCUUUUUACCAGGUUUAUUUUCUAACUUUCUCUCCUAUGCUUAAGGUUAUAGUUGGGGCCAAACUUUUUUUAAAAAAAAAAAAAAGUUUGUCAUGAAGUUUAUUUAUGAAAUUACUUCACUGUUGUAUUUGACU